Messenger RNA from Cyprinodon variegatus (sheepshead minnow), 813 nucleotides. RefSeq names its product diacylglycerol kinase eta-like (gene dgkh). The record is from RefSeq and is a predicted model, not a curated record. Gene Ontology annotation, biological process: lipid phosphorylation; diacylglycerol metabolic process; intracellular signal transduction. The coding region runs from base 68 to 754 and encodes 228 amino acids. Gene Ontology annotation, molecular function: ATP-dependent diacylglycerol kinase activity. NCBI's taxonomy places the organism in Eukaryota, Metazoa, Chordata, Actinopteri, Cyprinodontiformes, Cyprinodontidae. The transcript has 6 exons.
GCUGCAGAUCUUCUGUGCUCCAUCGUUUGAUGAUAAGAUCCUGGAGGUGGUGGCUGUGUUCGGGAGCAUGCAGAUGGCCGUAUCCAGAGUCAUCAAGCUGCAGCAUCACCGCAUAGCGCAGUGUCGGACGGUGAAGAUCACCAUCCUGGGAGAUGAAGGUGUCCCCAUCCAGGUGGACGGGGAGGCCUGGAUCCAGCCGCCUGGCGUCAUCAAGAUCCAGCACAAGAACAGAGCGCAGAUGCUGACGAGGGACCGGGCGUUUGAGAACACAUUAAAGUCAUGGGAGGACAAGCUGAAGUACGACAAGCCCCCCCUACGGCCCCACCUCUACCCACAGCAGUCUGUGGAUCUGGCCACGGAGGAGGAGAACGCCAUCAUGCAAAUGUGCGCCCGUGCUGCGGAAGAACUCAUCACGAGGAUAUGCGAAGCCGCAAAAACCAACGGGCUUUUAGAGCAGGAGCUGGCUCACGCUGUCAACGCUGCUUCUCACGCCAUCAACAAAAUGCACCCGAAAUUCCCCGAGAGCCUGACCAGGAACACGGCCAUCGAGGUGGCGAGCACCGUCAAGGCGCUUUACAACGAGACCGAGUCUCUCCUGCUGGGACGCGUCUCUCUGCAACUGGACCCACCAGAGGAGGAGCAGCUGUCCAGCGCUCUGCAGAGCCUGGAUGUUGAACUGGGCAAACUGGGAGAAAUCCCCUGGCUGUACCACAUCCUGCAGCCCAACGACGAGGAGGUAAGAAGGCUCAGCUGAUCAGCGACCAGACCUGCCUGCUCAUAAGCACAGGGCCGGAAACGCAGACAGCACCCAGA